Messenger RNA from Microplitis demolitor, 748 nucleotides. RefSeq lists its product as uncharacterized. The transcript is spliced from 5 exons. NCBI's taxonomy places the organism in Eukaryota, Metazoa, Arthropoda, Insecta, Hymenoptera, Braconidae. Bases 131 to 655 code for a protein of 174 amino acids. The record is from RefSeq and is a predicted model, not a curated record.
ACGGACGUAAUUUGCUCGACAUUGUUGUUCGGUUACUGAAAAUAAAAAGAUAAUUUUGAAGAGAGAGAUAUAGUGAUCGUUUUUCGUAAUUUAUUAUUUUUGCUGGUUUUUGCUGAUUUGAAUUUCUGUAAUGAGCAAUUGUAAUCCAACCGAUCAGAAUAAAGGAAAAAUUAUCACGCUCCUUGAAAAAACAAGAAAUUUUAGAUGGCAGUGGAUUGAACAAUUGGGUCCCACAAUUUCAGAAAUUUUCGCUCAUUAUUCACGUCUCUUGAAUUAUGACGGAAAAAUGUUUGAACGGGAGUUUGAUUCUCUAUAUCCUAACUUAGCAGACAACUUCUUAGAAAAGUUUCCUACGUUUUAUGCUCCCCAUAUUUAUCAUAAUGUUAAAGAAUGUAAACCAGCUUCGUACACGGAAUCGACUAUUAUCACAGAUGGAAUAGUAGCUUCUGGUUCAGAAACAACAUUCGGAGUAUGUUCAAUCACAAAGAGUCCUGAUUCCAGCGGUAGAACUGAAAUGGUUGGAGUUUCCCGAUUAGAGAGGACAGAGGCUUCCGGGAUCGGUUAUAAGGAUAGAGUAGCUGUAGGUUGGUUGGAGUCAAUCGUAACUGCUAAAUCAGGCGUCGGAACAUUCACAGCAAAAUUGUCCUAUAUUUAAAUCUUGAAUCAGAUUUCCAUGAAUAUCAAAUGUCAAUCCCAAUAGGAAGUCAACGUUAUUAUGUUCAAUAAUUUUAUUAUCUUUUGGCACAUC